AUGACGGACCUCGAUCUUUUCCCGCGAGGCAAGAGCGCCGCCGCGGCAGACGCGACAGCAUCGUCCAGCACGUCCAAGUCGAGCAGCGGCAAGCGAGAUGCUCGAAAACGCAAGUCUUCCGGGGCGGCAUCGCCUGAAGACAGCAGUAAGAAGGGCAAGGGGGGUAAGGACAAGGACUGGCUCUUCGGCGGUGGCGGUGGCGGUGGCGAUCAACAGCAGAGCAGGCCUUCGGUGCCAGGCAAGAGACCUCGUGGCGAGAGCAGUGCAUCGAGCCCCGGCAGUAUCGGUGCAUCGAAGGGAAAGAAAAGAGGCUCAGCCGGAAGCGAGGUGGGGUCGGGUAUGCUGGUAGAGCACUCCGGAAGGGCUCCUCGACUUGAGAUGGUUUCCUUCAAGAAGCUCAACAAGGGCACUCUUGCCAUGGGAGUCGUCUUCAAGGUCCGUGGCUCCGCUAAUCUGUUUUUUGAAUGUACUUUCGAUCCGUCUCUCAUCUGCCCUCUUGCCACCUCUUUUCCUCCCGCCCUCCCUCACGCCCUUUCUUCCUCCCGCCCUCCCUUACGCCCUUUCGUUCUCCCGCCCUCCCUCACUUGUCAGAUCAAUGAACACGACAUGGUGGUCUCCUUGCCCAGCAGCCUAACGGGCGUGGUUCGACGUCAAGAGGUGAGCGACUACUUCCACCAGAAGGCCGCAAGCGCGAAGAACACCGGCUCCAAAAGAGCUGGCGGCCGAGGGAGAUACUUCGACGAAUCACAGACUGGCGAGAAGCCCUUGACCCACCUAUUUCGCGAAGGACAGGUUGUCCGCUGCGCCAUCAUCAGCCUGGCGAAGGAAGCAAAAGGCCGUCACAUCGAGCUGUCCCUUCGCGCCUCGUUGUUGAACAAGGGGUUGUCGCUGUCCCAGCUGACGAAGGGAAACGGGGUGUACGGCUCAGUGGCGUCGGCGGAGGACCAUGGGUACGUGGUCACUCUUGGCCUGGAUGGCGUUACCGCGUUUCUCCCGAAAAAGGAUGGUCCCAAGGAGGGCCUCGAACCGGGGCAGCCGGUAGAGGCUACGGUAAAGGCUGCUGCUCGCACGGUCACUCUGACAGCAGAUCCUUCGCUAGUAUCGUCAGCUGUGACCCAGGGCACUUCCUUCGACCUUCGCUCUCUCAAGCCCGGAAUGCUCGUCGAUGCCAUCGUUGACAGCGUGCUCUCCAACGGAAUCCUUGUUAGGGUGAGUUUCCUCGGCUACUUCGCUGGGUGCGUGGACCACAACAACAUGCCCCUAGUCUCCGCCGACGGCAAGGACGAGCCCAAAGGAUGGCGAGCGCUCUUCAGACCGGGACCAGAACCUGUCCGCGCUCGAGUUCUGCUGGUGGACUACGUGAACAAGGCUAUCCGCCUGACUUUUCGACCUCAUCUGAUGGAGAUGAGAGCACCGUCUGGCUUGCCGCCGACCGGGGCAUUGUUGGAUGGGGAGGUCGUCAGGGUUGACCCGGCGUUGGGCCUUCUCCUCACGGUGCCGUCAACGGAAAAAGACGACGGAAGCGAAGUUGCCGGCAACGCCCCAGCCGCCAAGAAGGAAAGAGGGCAGGGCCGUCGAGAACGUCGAGCGGCGGUGGCAGCAGCGUCAGCAUCAGCAGCAGCAAGAGCAGCUGGCGGCGACGAAGACGACGGAGAUGAUGAAGAAAAGAAGUGGAAGACCAUCGGCGCAUACGUGCACAUCUCCCGCAUCUCCGAUGAGAGGGUGGAGCACGUGGAGAAGUCGUACAAGCCUGGACAAAAGGUCCGGUGUCGCGUUACGGGAUCCUCGCUGGUUGAAGGCUGGGCGGCGGCGUCCCUCCGACCCUCCGUACUGUCGGCGGCCGUGCUGCGGUACGAAGACCUCCAACCGGGUUCCCUUGUGGAGGGGGAGGUCGCGGCGGUUGAGGCGUUCGGUCUCCUCGUGAAGCUGGGAGAAGGUGUUCGAGCCCUGGUGCCCAGGAAUCAUCUGGGAGACGUGACCAUCAAGAACCCCAAGGCUCGCUUCAAGGUUGGAGCGCGUGUAAAAGGGCGAGUCCUGACAGUGGAUCCAGGGUCGAGCAAGUCCACCUUGACCCUAAAGCGCUCCCUGGUCAAGGACAAGCGGGAGGUCAUCUCAACGUACACGGAGGCGAAGGAGAGAGAGGGUACGGCGUGCACGGGUUUCGUGACCAAGGUGGCUCCGUUCGGGCUGCAUGUGUCGUUCUAUGGGAACGUCUUCGGACUGCUACCCUCCAAGGCCCUUACCAAGCAUGGCAUCCAAGAUCCUUCGGAGGCCUUCACCGUAGGACAGGUGGUCGGCUGUGUGGUGCGAUCGUGCGAUGUGACCACCUACCCUCCCAAGCUUUCCCUCUCUCUCGAUGUUGCUGGGAAGACGGAGGAUAUGAGCGGCACCGUUGCUGCUGAGGAGGACGAUUCGGAUGGCGAGGGAGCAGCAGCAUCGUGUCCGUUCUCUCCCGGUGACAUAUUGUCCGGAGUCGUCUCUGCCACCCAAGACACGGAAGGCAAGGUAGUCGUCGACCUCAACCUUCCGGCUGACACCACUCCUGGGGAAACGUCGUCGGAAAAGAAGAAAAAUAUGAAAUCUCGAGCCAAGCAGGCGGCGGUAGCCGCGACCGUGCGGGGGGUCCUUCCGUACCCCCACUUGGGCGAUCACGCUUCCGUGUGCGGGAAGACCCUUGCGGCAGAAUUAACCCCCGGGACUGUCAUCGACCAGCUCCUGGUGCUCGAAGUCGACAAGAUGGGGACGCCCAUGGUGACCCUCAAGCCUCUGCUUCUGUCGGCAGUCGCCCGCAGCGGGGAAGACAAGGAGGCGUUUAUGCCAGGGGCUACGUCGGACGUUACCCCUGGGGACCUAAUCGCUGGGUACGUUAUCCGGGUGGAGUCGUUCGGAGUGUUCGUGAGGUUCUUGGGCAGGUUCACGGCGCUGUGCCCGCGGUCCAUGGCGGCGGACCGGAUGGUGCAAGACCCUCGUGGGAUGUUCGAGGAAGGCGACAGCGCAAGGUGUGUCGUACAGCGUGUGGACGAGGACACUGGGCGCUUGGUGGUGACCCUUGACCGCACCACGGUACCCACCUCCCCAGGCCUCUACCUCCGAUCCCUUCUCUCGGAGACCUUCGCUUCCGCUGCUGCUGGUGCUGCAGCAACGGCUACCGACAACCCUGGCGGAGGCGAAGGCGCUGAUGCUACCGCAGAGGUAGCUCGGCCUUGGGGGCGGCUUGAGUUUGGGUCCACGACGAACGCGGUGGUGGUUGCGUUGAAGGAGUACGGGGUUGUCUUGAAGGCGAAGGCGUCGAGUGGAAAGCGGGACAAGGACAAGGGGGGGCAGCUGAUGGUGUGUCCUCUGGAGCACUCGAUGGACGGUGUUGAGGAGGGGAACGAGGUCAAGGUUCGUGUGAUAGGGAUGGACCUGGAGAAGGGCGUCGUCGAGGUGACAAUGGACACCGACCUUGUCAAGGCUGGGCGUUCGAAACGCCUCCGGGCGAUGGUCCCGCUAGACCCAGGGGAGACCGUUCCCGCGAAGGUGUUGGUGGCCAAGCCCAAUGCCAAGUGGGCGGUAGCCGUCUCCGAUGAUGGACAGGGCCGCCUCUUCGUCCUACAGGUGGCAGAUUUUCAUUGUCCUCACCGAACCUGCGAAGACGCCGGCCUCUGCCCAGGCACCCCGACUGCUGACCCUGCCGACCUCUCGUCGUGCGAAGCCAAAAGAAAAACCUUCGUGGCUAGAGUGGGGGAGUCGUUUACACCAGGCCUCGAGGGCUAUUGGGAGACAAGGGAAGACAUGGGAGCCAGUGGUUGCAAUCCUUACGCCGGAGCGGUGCUGGUUGUCCAGGAGGAUGCCGGGAACACGGGCAAGCGAAAGAGCCGUCGCAGUACUCGUGGAGAACACCUGGAUCUGGGGGAAGGUGCGAAUAAUGGCGAAUGUGGUUCAGAUGGUAGUCAAGACGCCGCGGCGCUCAUGAAGGCUGGCAGGGUUCCGCUCGGCAAGAUCAAGACGGGGGCGAAGGUGGUGUGUGAGGUUCGGUCCGUGCACUGGGACCGGCUGGACGUGAAGGUAGCAGUCCGGUAUCCCAAGAGCUAUGGGCCGUCCUCUGGCAAAGUCCGCAAUCGACAGGCAAGCGGCGACGGCAAUGUGGAUGCGGACGGUACGAGCAAAGGCAGCAAUAAGAGGAGACGAGAGGAGAUAGACAAAACCAAGGCCCAGGAGGCAAAGCCUCCGCCUGAGCCUGAGCCUGAGCCUGACGCGAAGGCCAAGAAACACCGCAAGCAAAUGGUCCGGAUUCGAGCCAAGAUCCAUUGCACUGCGGCCGGACUGCCGGGGCUUGACGGUCCUGCGGAAGGACAGGGGAACGACACCGCCGGAGGUGGUGUGGCCGACCUGCCUCAGUGGCAUCCGCUGGAAAAGUUCCACGUUGGACAAGUUCUGACAGCCCGAGUGCUCCACUCCGAGGACAUGGUUCAGAAGGACCCCAAGUCCGACUUCGUCUUCCGACUCCUCGAGUUGGGACUAGUGGACCGCGGCGGCACUGUCAGCAUGGGCCAAUUGAGGCUAGGCGAAGGCGAAGGCGAAGGCGAAGGAGAAGGCGAAGGAGUUGUAUCUGUGGGGAGAGUGCCUGCGGUGCCGUGGUGGGGAGAGUGUCCCCCCAAGACUGGGGAAGUGCACAGGGGUGUCAUCACGGAGGUCGCAGAGCACGGAUUGCUGGUGUCGUUGUCCAACUCGGUUCGUGGCUUGGUGCCAUUGGCAAAUAUCAGCUCUGACAGGUCUAACGCGACAGUCACCGCCAAGAAGCUGGGCGAAAUGUUCAAGACGGGAAUGGGACUCCGGGUUCUUGUUGGGAGGGUGGAGGAGCAACGACGACGUCUCAUUCUGUCUCUCGUCGGCAAGUUGUUUGUGUGUGUCCCCGGCCGCGACACGCUUCCAGACUCAGCCCUCCCGGCCAUGUCCCCGGAUUUCCAAGCGGAUGCCGAUGCCGAUGUCAAGGCGAAGAAGGGGGAGAACCAGACCUCAGAGUCCCCUGAUGUCGGGGAUGUGGUAGAGGGCAGGGUGGACCUUACCGUUAGGGCAUGGUCCCCUCCAUGCGUGAUGGUGAGGUUGGACGGCGGCGGUAUCGGGAGGGUGUGCGUGACGGAACUGUCGGAACAAGAGGCUUGGAAGGACAAUCCCGUGGGGCGUGUGCAGGACGGUGCUCGCGUCAAGUGCAGGGUGCUGCCCCCUUUACCGACGAGAUCAACAGAAGCGCGUUCCAAAUCACAAAGGCGGCGGUCUGGCGGUGACGAUGGAGAGGAUGAGGAUGGUGAUGGGGACGGUUACAUGGGACCAGUGGAGCUAUCGCUACGACCGUCGAGGGUUGAGGCACCGAAGAAGAAGCGAAAAGAAGCCAUCAAGAGGGAGCCUGCCCCGAAAGUCGGGUCUACCGCUAAGUGCUACGUUGUGGCAACCGGCAAGUCGGGCUGCUUCGUCAUCCUCGACGGGGGCGUGUCUGGCAGAGUACUGCUCAAGCACCUGUCAGACCGAUUCGUCUCCGACCCAGCGCAGGAGUUUCCUCCGGGGAAGCUCGUCGCGGGGAAAGUUCUUGCCAAGGAUAAAGAGACGGGGCGCGUAUCGCUGUCCCUCAUGCCGUCCGACGUGGUUGAAGGGGAGGGAGGUGCGCUCACGUGGUCGAGUGAGAUUCUCAAGCCAGGGCUGAAGGUGAAGGGCACGGUGGAUACCGUCAAGGACUUCGGCGUGUUUAUCCAGAUUCAAGACUCCAAGGUGCGAGGGAUGUGCCACCGAUCUGAGGCUGCUGACGAUACCAUCGACGACCUAAACCAUGUGUAUGAGGCGGGAGAUCUGGUGAAGGCCGUCGUUCUCAAGGUAAACAAGGGCAUGAAGCGGCUGAGCCUCGGUCUCAAGGCAAGUUAUUUCGCAGACGAUGUGGACAGCGACUCGGACGACAGCGGAACGGGCCAAGACGGGGGUGAAGACCUGGACAAUGGCAACGCGGCAGACAGCAGCGAUGCCAAUGACGACAUUGUGGCCGCAGCAGCGAUGCAGGUGUCGGACGAUGGGGAAGACGAGCAGGAGGACGAGAGCGAGGAGGAAGAGAGAGAAGACAGCGAUGAUGACGAGAGCGAGAGGGCCACCAAGAGAGCAAAAGGUGGUGUUCUGGGCGGGGGUCUGGGUGUAGACAAGGUUGGGGUGGCUAGUGCCUUCAGUCUCAACUUCGGCGACCUGGGUAUUUCGAUGGGCGUUGCCGGCGCGAGCAGCGACGAGGAGGAAGACAGCGACGACGACGAUAGCGAUCAGGAUCGGGGUGUGUCGGGGAGUAAGAGUCACCGAUCUCGCAAGAAGGCCAAGGAGAGGAGAGAGGAGGAGGACCGCAUCGCCGCUAGGGAACGAGCCCUGCAAGACGAGGAUGCGGCACCAGAGACGGCUGGCGAUUACGAAAGGCUUCUGGUGGCGACACCAAAUGACUCCCUUUUGUGGGUGAAGUACAUGGCCUUCAAUCUCUCCCUCGCUGACGUUGAGGGUGCUCGUGCGGUGUGCGAGAGAGGGCUGAAGGCGGUGUCUUUCCGAGAGGAGCAAGAGCGGUUCAACCUGUGGGUCUCGCUCAUCAACCUCGAGCACAAGUACGGCAGUCGUGCCACCCUCAAGACCGUGUCGGAGAGAGCCUGCCAGAACAGCAACCCGAAGAAGAUCUACCUCCACAUGGCAGAGAUGCACGAGAAGGCCCAGGAGAGCGAGGAAUGCGAAGAAGUUUUCAAGGCAGCUGUGAAGAAGUUCAGACAUUCACAGAAGGUGUGGGUAGCGUAUCAGCUGUCGCGGCUUAAGAGAGGGGACGACGCUGGUGCUCGAGAGGCACUCAAGCGAAGCCUGCAGUCCCUGGCCAGGCACAAGCACGUCUCUGUCAUCUCGAGGUUCGCUCAAAACGAGUUUGAGCACGGGUCGGUGGAGAGGGGUCGCUCGGUGUUCGAGGGACUGAUGGCCUCCUACCCCAAGCGCCUAGAUCUGUGGAACGUAUACCUGGACAAGGAGGUGAAGGCUGGAGAUCUGAGGGCGGCGAGAAAUCUGCUGGAGCGAUUGUCGGGCAUGGACUUCAAUGCGAAGCGAAUGAAGGGGGUGUUCAAGAAGUACCUUCAGUUCGAGAUGGAGCACGGCGACGAGGCCGGUGUGAAUGCCGUCAAAGCGAAGGCGACCCAAUACGUGGCGUCUUUGGCCGGAUGAAGAUGGAGAGCGCAGCCCAUUGUUGGGUAGACAAAGCAAAAGCUGUGGCGCCGGGAUUUUUUUUUUUUUCGCGGUUCUCUUUUUGGCUGUGUCGUUCGUGACUACUGCGUCGUGGUAUGCAUAGGAGUGUGCGCAGGGACGGUGCAGCACUAGAUAGUCGUUGAAUUGUUUUUGGCUUUUAAUCGGUGCCAUGUGAAUCUCAUCGGUCUUGCCUUUGUGGGUGCGAAGGGUUUGUUGUUGCUUCACUACGGGCGAUUUUGAUUGAAUGUGGUUAUUUUGUCUCCCGCGGGUCAAACGACUGCUGGUAGAUGCUUCGUUUAGCCGCAUGGCGAGUGGGCGCGUGAUAGUGUUGAGCCUUCAGGGCGCGUGGGUGAUAUUCGUUUAGUUGUCACCUUAUGUAACCAUCCCACCCGCAGCAGUUGUAUAUUUAGUGUUUGUUUGGGUCCUGCCGUCACGGCGACUGAUUCUUUGCGCGGCGAAUAUUUGGCCGUACAAGUUAGGAGGUCCAUGGUGCUACAUGUUUCCCGGCCGUUGGUGAUUAGGUAUUCGUGUUAAGAGCAACUCUAGGGUUAGGGUUAGGGUUAGGGUGAUGUUUUUUCUGGACGAAGGGUUGGCAAUUCGGGCUCCAAUGCUCGUGGUACUCCUUUGUGGUGUGAGGAAGAUCCAUGGUCAUCAAGUGGCGCGAGUGACUUGUUGGGGGUAUGAUCUGUAAAUAUAUAUGAUGCAACGCUUUGGAGAAAAUGUACGUGAGAGGAAGCAAGCGAGAGUUGAAGCUCUAGGAGUGCACAGUCUGCAUCUCCUGAAGCCCCCCCGUUAAACCAAUGAUUUGUCGAGUUUGAGGUCUUCCAAGCGCAGAUGAUCAAUUUGGAACACGUCCAGCACAAGGCCUCUUCAGUAGUGCAAGGACUGUUCCUGCAUUUCGGAGUGUCUCCGUUGAAAAGGAAGCCGUUCUACGUCGCUACUGGCCGGGGAACAAGGAAAGCAAAACCUCGGGGGAAGAUCCGGAAUUUCUCGAUUGUCGUUGGCGUGUUGGGCAAUUGGGGAGUUUUAGUCAGCACAAUCCCGCAAAGAAGCAACAAAGAAAUCUUGUCCGAAAAUUCGACACUUGCUUAAGCGAAAAAUGUGAUGGGAAUCGAUGCAUGUGCUCGGUUGGCUCGUGUUGAUCCUUGCGGCAGAAUUGUCAACGAGACAUCGCUGUAGAGGCGAGCGGAGUGGCCUUGACUAUUCGUCAUUGACUCCUAUUGGCUUGCAGAUCCUUCGUGUCCAUUUUGUUUUCGUACAACUUAUUUUGGGUUAAGCUAGCAUGUAAUGACGGGAAUCGACCCCGUCAAGGGUAGACAGAAAGUAUACUAGAAGGUACUGAGCAGAGAGAACGGA
Ectocarpus sp. CCAP 1310/34 is the source of this 8574-nucleotide messenger RNA. NCBI's taxonomy places the organism in Eukaryota, Phaeophyceae, Ectocarpales, Ectocarpaceae. The record is from the annotation of a GenBank genome assembly.